GUGGGAGGGGACGAGCCCUCCAGUCACGUGGCGGGGGGGGCCCCGCUGGCAGCAUGGAGGCGGCGAGCGCGUGACAGCGGGGCAAGGCGGAGCAGCAGCGGCAGCGGCGGACCCUCGCACCCGUAAAAAUCCUCCAACAACAACAAUAACAACAAACCCGCGGAACCCCCAACGCACACCCGUGCAUUGCAACCACCGGCGGGCCGCCAGAUGUUUCCCGCCGAUGCAUUCGCGUUUUCAGUGCAAAAUCAGCUUUACUGCAGGUUUGCGAUGGUGGUUCUGCAACGUUAAGCACCGAAGCUGCACGAUUGCUUUCCUUGAUCUCGCCGUGGUUCCACCGUUGUGCCACUGGACGGAGGUGGGGGAAGCUGAUGGUCUCGUUAAACCGCAGCGAGCCGCUGUGUAUUAGCGAGCUGUUGCCGGCUGCGAGGGCCGGCUGCGGCGCGGAGCGGGGCCGCGGGCCGGGGGCGAGCUCGGCCUCCCCGGAGCACGGUGGCAGCGAGGGAUGCAGCCCGCGCUCCUGCUCCAGCCUGGACUCUCCGGACGGCCGUGAGCCGCUGGAGCGGGGCGGCGUGGUGCGGAUGCUGGUGUCGGGCUUCGAGAGCCACCAGGGCACGCACCCCGGGCCCCUGCUCGACGCCACCGUGGCCGUGCCCGACUUCCGGCCCGGCUCGCCGGCCGGCUUUGUGCCCACCCUGGAGGAGAUCGAGGAGUUCCUGAAGGAGAAGAUGGAGGCGUUCAGGGAAGGUCUAUCGGAGGGAGGGGAGGAGGCGGAGAUCAAGGUGGAGGUGAAGUCGGAAGCCUCGGUGGAAUCUGGCGGCUGUUUGGAAGACGGAGGGAGCGGGGCUGGCGGGGACGCGAUCGGCACGGACCCGAUGGCUGAGAAUGUUCCCGUCGUGCUUCAGCUCCAGCCCGUGCAGGUUCCCGGCACCAACACCACCACCACCACCACUCAGGCCUCGCCGCCCGGCCUCAAACUGACCCAACUCAUCGUCAACCUCCAGGGCCAAGCCUUCGCCCUGGUGCCCCAGCUGGUCCAGGCGCCGGCCAACAGCGCCACCCGCCAGUUCGUCAAGAUCGCCCCCCUGCCCAUCGCCACCCGGGCCGUGGCCGUGGGCAGCCUGGUCAACGUGGUGGAUGCCGGGCAGGAGCUCCAGAAGUCGCCCGCGGCCGACGUCAUCCGCGUGCACAAGUGUUCCUUCCCCGGCUGCAACAAGAUGUACAUCAAGAGCAGCCACCUCAAGGCACACUACAGACGCCACACCGGAGAGAAGCCCUACCCCUGCACCUGGCCAGACUGCGACUGGCGGUUCUCUCGGUCGGACGAGUUGUCCAGGCACUUGCGAUCGCACUCGGGGGUGAAGCCGUACCAGUGCCACAUCUGCGAGAAGAAGUUUGCCCGCAGCGACCACUUAUCCAAGCACUUGAAAGUGCACAGGGGACUGAGGAACGACAGAAUAACCAGAACAGCCAGUUAACGUUUGGUCCUGCUCCCAACUUUGUAGAGACGCACGCCAGGGCCAUUUCACCCGUGUAUGCAAUGUACAGAGGACAUCAAGAUGCAUCAACGUGCGUGUCGGACAUAGGCUGUCGAUGAGGAGGACUAGAGGUUCUUGCUUUACAAGUUUUUUUCUAUUGAAGUGAAACUCAUUUAUCACCUGAUGUCUACUUUAAUCUGCUCCUUGUGCCCUUCGUAUAAUUGCAGAGAUGUGGGUAAUUUUCAAUGUAGAAUUCUGCCAGGUCUUUGGGCUUGUUCCUUAGCUUCUAAACUAGACCAAUCAACUGGAGCUCAUUGGAGAGAUGAACCACACAAUAGCUUUUU
Molecule: messenger RNA, 1822 nt
Organism: Amblyraja radiata (thorny skate)
Lineage: Eukaryota; Metazoa; Chordata; Chondrichthyes; Rajiformes; Rajidae
Product: Krueppel-like factor 15
Exons: 3
Coding region: 372-1478 (368 amino acids)
Biological process (GO): regulation of transcription by RNA polymerase II
Molecular function (GO): DNA-binding transcription factor activity, RNA polymerase II-specific; RNA polymerase II cis-regulatory region sequence-specific DNA binding
Source: RefSeq, a predicted model, not a curated record